Molecule: messenger RNA, 597 nt
Organism: Acanthochromis polyacanthus (spiny chromis)
Lineage: Eukaryota; Metazoa; Chordata; Actinopteri; Pomacentridae
Gene: dynlt1b
Product: dynein light chain Tctex-type 1b
Exons: 5
Coding region: 96-446 (116 amino acids)
Biological process (GO): microtubule-based movement
Cellular component (GO): cytoplasm; cytoplasmic dynein complex
Molecular function (GO): dynein intermediate chain binding
Source: RefSeq, a predicted model, not a curated record
UUCUGUAUUUAUAGAGAUUGCGCCUUUAUUCUGACAAUAACCAACCGGAAGUUCUUUGUAGGUUAGCACUGCUCACUUGACCGAAGGCAGGAAACAUGGACAAUUACCAGAUGGAAGAGGACCCGAUGCUUACAACGUUCGUUGUUGACGAAGUGAGGAAAAUUAUUAAUGAGUCAGUGGAGUCCAUCCUUGGAGGAAACGUGUACCAGCACAUCAGAGUGAAGCAGUGGAACUCCAGUGUCACUGAACAGUGCCUCAGUCAUCUUAGCAAGCUGGGAAAGCCGUUCAAAUACAUUGUGAAUUGCAUUAUCAUGCAGAAAACUGGAGCAGGUCUACAAACAGCCUGUGCAUGCUUCUGGGACAACUCUACUGAUGGAAACUGUUCGGUGAAAUGGGAGAACGAGUCCAUGUACUGCAUCGUCACUGUUUUUGGAAUGGCCAUCUGAACCUACAACAGCCAACAUUUGUACAAAUCUCUCUCUUUUUUUGCUUUAGGAAGCAGCACGUGGGGUUUGACCAUGCUGGCUAUGUUGUUUUUAUUACAAUGUGUUCGUUUUUCAUGUUAAGUGCAAUUAAUUAAAACACUACUAUGCUGUA